Malania oleifera is the source of this 1019-nucleotide messenger RNA. Its product is annotated as early light-induced protein 1, chloroplastic. Bases 289 to 852 code for a protein of 187 amino acids. The transcript is spliced from 3 exons. Lineage: Eukaryota; Viridiplantae; Streptophyta; Magnoliopsida; Santalales; Ximeniaceae. The record is from RefSeq and is a predicted model, not a curated record.
CCAUCCCCACCUCAGAUUCUGGUUCCUGCCAAGGCCACGUUUCCCCCUCCACCUCUCUUUGGGGCCGUGCAGUUCGCAAGACGUGGGUUCAAACUGUCCACCACCCGGUCCACCCACCCCACUAUAAAUACAAAGCUAAGUGUGCAGCUUUGUGUAUACCGACACUCGCUGCAUUUUUCUGUUAGUAUUUCAUCUAGUUGAGUUUAUAUAUUGGUUCAGCUCCCAGCCAGUUGUGUAUUGUAUUCAGAGAGAGAGAGAGGUUGUAGUUCUGAAUUAAGUUGACUUCAGAUGGCAGUUUCAGGCGCCAUGCAGAUGCAGUCUAUCUUCGUGAGGCCGAUGACUGGCAACGGUGUUAAUGCCCACUUGACUAGGUUGAACAUGCACCGACUUCCGUCCCAUUAUGUGCCGUCUUUGCCCAGGAAUAAUGCUCCCUUGUUGCAAGUCCGGUGCAUGGCUGGUCAGGAAAACCAAAAUGAGAUACAGCCACCGCCUCCUCCUGCACCCAAGGUGAGCACCAAAUUCUCAGACCUGCUGGCGUUUAGCGGGCCGGCGCCGGAGAGGAUAAACGGGCGGCUAGCAAUGGUGGGGUUUGUGGCGGCGAUGGCGGUGGAGCUAUCGAAGGGUGAGGAUGUGUUUGCGCAGAUAUCGAACGGUGGGAUCCCGUGGUUCGUAGGGACGACUGUGGUGCUGUCGCUGGCGUCGUUGAUCCCUCUGUUCAAGGGGGUGAGCGUGCAGUCCAAGUCGGAGGGGGUGAUGACUUCGGACGCAGAGCUGUGGAACGGGAGAUUUGCCAUGUUGGGUCUGGUUGCUUUGGCCUUCACUGAAUAUGUUAAGGGUGGUGCUCUUGUGUAGCUCACCCCCACCAUCUUCUGAUCUUCCUUUUGGACAACAACUUCUACUGUAAUAUUUUAGUGAUUAUCAAUACUACUAUCAAUAGAUAGAUCGAUGUUUUUACAGUAAAAACACUACUGUAAUAUUAUUGUUAUUUUUGGUUUAUAUUGAUUGAUAUUUUAAGCCCA